AAAGUUUUUACCAUUAUGUUCUAUAGGUGUGAAAGUUUAGCAGAAUUAAUAUGGACAAAUCGACAACAAAUUAAAGAAGUUGAUCGACUGAAGCAGAAACUCGCCUUGGAUCCACCUGGUGUCAGAGACGCCCUUGCACAACUACUGUCUGAAAUCACUCAAUUACUUAGUUCUCUUGUUACAUCGACUUUUAUAAUUGAAAAACAACCUCCACAAGUUAUGAAAACAAACACAAGAUUUACAGCAACAGUACGUUUACUUGUCGGCGGUAAAUUAAACGUACAUAUGACACCUCCACAGGUAAAAGUCACAAUUAUUUCUGAAGCUCAAGCCAACAUUCUCUUGAAGAAUGACAAACUGGGAAAAAAUGGAGAUGCCAGUGGAGAAAUAUUAAAUAAUACAGGUACAAUGGAGUAUCAACAGGCAACACGGCAGUUGUCCGUUAGCUUUAGAAAUAUGCAGUUGAAGAAAAUCAAAAGAGCCGAAAAGAAAGGAACAGAAAGUGUGAUGGACGAGAAAUUUUCACUACAUUUCCAGUCACAGUUUAGUGUCGGAGGUGGCGAACUUGUCUUCCAUGUCUGGACGCUCUCUUUACCUGUGGUCGUCAUCGUACAUGGCAAUCAGGAACCGCAUGCAUGGGCUACCGUUACCUGGGACAAUGCGUUUUCAGAACCUGGUCGGGUACCUUUUACUGUUCCUGACAAGGUUCCGUGGAACAAAGUAGCAGAAACCCUAUCCCUUAAGUUCAGAGCAGCAACGGGCCGACCGUUGACAGACGAAAAUCUUUGUUUUCUUGCACAGAAGGCUUUCAGGGGAAAUUUUACAGAUAAUAAUCAACUUCUAAGUUGGGCACAGUUUUGUAAAGAACCACUGAAUGAACGAAAUUUUACCUUUUGGGAAUGGUUUUAUGCAGUUAUGAAGUUGACUAGGGAACACCUUAGGGGACCUUGGAUGGAUAAUGCCAUACUGGGAUUUAUUCGCAAAAAGCAAGCAGAAGAAAUGCUUCAAAAUUGUCCAAAUGGAACUUUCUUGUUAAGGUUUUCUGACAGCGAAUUAGGUGGAAUUACAAUAGCUUGGGUUUCAGAAAAUCAAGAAGUGUUUAUGCUCCAACCAUUCACAUCCAAAGACUUUGGAAUUCGAUCUCUUGCCGAUCGUAUUUCCGAUUUAAAUCAUCUUGUUAAUCUUUAUCCAGAUAUUCCAAAGGAUAUUGCUUUCAACAAGUAUUAUACACCUUUCCAAGAUAGUCAACCAACUACAAGCAACGGUUAUGUGAGGCCACUGUUAGUAACACAAAUACCGGGUUGGAACGGUCCGGCGUCCGUAAGUUACCCGAACACACCCCAACAUUCGUUCUUACAGUCACCCGAUCCAGGCAGAGAUACUCCAUCCGUUGCCAGCAGUUACACCGGAUCAGUGGCGACGCCCGCGGCCGGCACUGGACAAGGAGUUGACUACUUGGACCAAUUAGACGAAUGCAACAUCGAUAUAAACGGCCUCGUCAAUCUGAGCGAACUCAUGCAAGACUACAGACAAUAAUUGUUCAUAUUUUGGGGAGUGGAUUCGGCCUUGGCACUGUUGUUUGGCUGUCAAUGUCGUUACCAAGUAUUUCUCACCCGAGUUUACACUCAGCGAACACUUGGUUGUCGAAUUGUGUAACUAUUUGUCAGCACGUGAUGCACGCACACUACAUGCACGCGAUAUGUCUGGUAUUUUUUUUUUAUUUUGGUUUUAUGUAAAGAUUUUGGAAAUGUUACUGUAGGUCUCUUGAAGGCGAUGUGAGCUGAACGUUUCUUCUCUUGAUGUGCAGUUGUGGAGAAAUUAUGUGAUUUGUAAGUACAUAGUAAUUUUUAGUAAGAAACGAGAUUGCAUGUUAAACGUUUAGUAAGGUCAAAAACAAUCAUAACAUUUUCUUUUUUAAAACAAAAUUAUGUGUUAAGCUAUUUAGUUGUUUAAUUAUUGUUUUAAAUAUAAAUCUUAAGUCUAUUAAAAUUGUUGAUAAAGAAGUCAAUGUAAAAACCAUGGUGCUUUAAAUGAAAGCAACAAUUAAGUGAGAGUAAUCAGAUGGAAAAAUAUCGUAGUAUUUCUGUGAAAUCAGCUAUUACUUUUUUAUAUUGACUCGCUUACAAAUUUACCACAAAUGAAUUAAUUGAUUUCAGAAAACAUAAUCUAUAAAAAGAACAUUGAAAUAGCCAGAUAGCUAUAGAUUACUGUAUUAUAAUUUAUUUCAUUGCGUCCAAAAAAAUCGAAUUACGAUACAUGUAUUUGCAUUUUUGACAAUCGAAAAAGCUAAUAAAAAAAUUUUAGUAAUUGUUAAUAUUUAGUAAAUUUUAUAACAUAUCAAGUAAUUUUUGUCAUGGUUUAUUUUACAAAAAUUAGUUUAGAUGCAAGUGCAUAGAAAUUGAACUUUUAUCGCAUUUGCUGUUUAUUUAUGUACAGUUUUAAGUUAAAUAGUAAGGCAAUUUUGACUACAUAUUACUUUUGUAAUGCUACGUUACAUUUAUUGAAUAUCAUGAUCUCUGUUAUUAAUUGCAUUUCGGCUCAAAAUAAGACCUACAGUGUUGUAAUUUUUGUUUAUAAGCUUAAAAAAAAUUAAUGUCUUAGGUUGUUAACUAUUUGCAUGUCAUUAAAUUAAGUCCGGCAUGUUAGUUUUAAUUCCUGUUAAAUGAUUAAUUCACUGAAAAAAUAUAGCCUGUAAAAACAGCUACAUAUUCUUUUACAAAACAUAGAGCAAGUAUAUACAUACUUCUAUUUUUGAAAAAUUAAUUUUUACACAAUAGGAGGAAUUAGUCUGUUUUUGUGCAAUAUCAUCUAAUUCUACUCUUAUGUGAUGCUAGAAGUAUCAACUACUUUUUUUUUACUUUUAAGUGAAGGUUUUUAAUGUUUCUUAAUUAUACAUUCAUUAAAUUAAUUAAGUACUUGAUAAUUGCAUGUUUCAAAUAGGUGGAAGCACUUCGCAUGCGUUUUAAAAAAAUGUCUAUAAAAUGGUUGUUUAAUAAAAUAAAAUAAAUAAAAACUAAUUUUAUUACAUUUAAAAAAAAUUAUGUUCUCAAAUUUUGGCUUUGUACUUAACCAAACUUUUUUUAGAAUCAUUUUAUUUAAAUAACGUAAAGCAUGCCAUAAACUUUCUAAGGAAAAUAAAUAAAACAUUUAUGUAAUAAAGUGAAAUUAUAUGAAAUAAUGGUAAGGAAUAAAUGAAAGUUCAAAAUGUUGAGUUUUAAACAUAAUUCUUGUAUGAGUAAAUGACUUGAUGAACUGUAAUUUUGAAACUUGAGUUAUCAAGUGCUAUUUUAUGUAAAUGUAAUUGUUUUUGGGAUUCAUGUGCCUGUUGUGUACCAAUGAAUAUUUUAUAUAAAAUGUGGAUUGUGAUAUCUUUAAAGAAAAUUUUUAUUAAGGUGACUGUUUACGUAGAGUAUGGAAUUUUGAAAUGUCAAAUCAGUCAGUUAUAAACCUAGAAUAUAAUUAAUAUUUACUAUUAACUAAUAUAGUGCCAUAAUAUUUUGCUCACUCGUUACACAGACAAUGAAAUUCUGAGCACUUCUCCGUCAAUUAGGGCCUUAAAACACUGUUACAAAUUGUAGUGUAUAUAAAAAUUAAUGAUUAUUAUGUGCAAGUUUUAUUGUCAGUUUAGGUGCUACCUGUUAAGCAACAUUGAAAUGGCUGUACAUUGUGUAUUGCAAUUUUAAGUACAAUAUUUUUUGUUUUAACAAGUUGUGCUUUUUCUUUUACACUAUAUAUGUUUCAUAUUAUUGUUUAUUGGUCAAAUAAAGUUGGAAAAAUAAGAUCAA
Agrilus planipennis (emerald ash borer) is the source of this 3785-nucleotide messenger RNA. Its product is annotated as signal transducer and activator of transcription 5B. The coding region runs from base 16 to 1536 and encodes 506 amino acids. Gene Ontology annotation, biological process: regulation of transcription by RNA polymerase II; cell surface receptor signaling pathway via JAK-STAT; defense response. The transcript has 7 exons. Gene Ontology annotation, molecular function: RNA polymerase II cis-regulatory region sequence-specific DNA binding; DNA-binding transcription factor activity, RNA polymerase II-specific. The record is from RefSeq and is a predicted model, not a curated record. NCBI's taxonomy places the organism in Eukaryota, Metazoa, Arthropoda, Insecta, Coleoptera, Buprestidae.